This is a messenger RNA of Candoia aspera, 1654 nucleotides long. RefSeq names its product copper metabolism domain containing 1 (gene COMMD1). The record is from RefSeq and is a predicted model, not a curated record. The coding region runs from base 33 to 611 and encodes 192 amino acids. The transcript has 4 exons. Gene Ontology annotation, biological process: regulation of proteasomal ubiquitin-dependent protein catabolic process; copper ion homeostasis; negative regulation of protein localization to cell surface. Gene Ontology annotation, cellular component: endosome. NCBI's taxonomy places the organism in Eukaryota, Metazoa, Chordata, Lepidosauria, Squamata, Candoiidae.
UUUCCAGGUCUGGUUGAGCCUCUUCAUCCAAGAUGGCGGCUGCCGCGGAGCAUCCCUCGCCUGAGGCGGCCAAGCCCUUACUCGGGCUCCUAAAUGGGAUCGCUCAGGCCACCUACUAUGGCAACACGGAGAUCACGGAGGAGCUGCUGCGGGAGCAGCUUUACCCUGAAACGGCGUCGCAGGAAUUUGGAGUUCUGCUGGCUAAAAUGAAGGGAAUAGUCAAGUCAAUAGCUUCAGCUGACAUGGAUUCAAAUCAACUAGAAGCUUUUCUGACUGCACAAACAAAGAAACCAGGAGGAAUCACAACUGAUCAUGCUACAGUUAUUGCAAAAUUUUGGAAGAACCAGCGAGCAAAAAUUCAUGAGCGUCUGAUAAAUCAAAGCAAGUGGGAAAAUAGCUUGAAAAAUGUAAGCUGGAGAGUAGAUUUAAAAACGCAGUCAAGACACAUCGACCAGAUGAACAGCCCUGUGGCAAUAGUUGAAAUGGAACUUGAGAAAAAUGGGCAGCCAACCUCAAAGCAGAGAAAAGCAACACCAAACCACAAAGACAAAAUGGAGAUUUCCCUCUCCUCUUGUAAAAGCUUACCUGCUAGGGGAAACCCACCCACCUGAAUGGCUUCUCAGCAUUCAUUUUCCUGGUUUACCUGAAUUGACAGGAAUCUGAGCUUUUGACUGUGGAAUUUGAUGAGAUCAAAUUGAAUGAAAUGUUGAAGAAGCUUUCAGAGAUUGAAGACAGCAUUAUUUCUCUGACCCAAGCAUCCUGACUUUUCAGUUAAAACAGUGACUCAUACUAAGGUUGAUUUUAGUUACAUGUGUAGAUUAUUUUGGACAUCACGCUGUUUGUUGCAGCAAUGUUUGAAAACGUAUGCAUAAAUAUGGGAUCAAACAGGAAAAAAUGGUAACUGAGGCAAUGCAAAGAUAUAUAUUAAAACAAAAGAACAUCGUUGGAUUCAUUUAAAGAAAAUACUUCUGCAGAAAAAUGAGGAAUGUUGCUAUUACAUGCUUUUUUUCCCCAGAGCCAUUGACAGUCAGAGACAGAGUUCCUCUGACUCUAAUUAGGAAACAUGUAAAAACAGAAAAUAGUUCAAAGAUGAGAAGUCUUGUUCAAGCAUUUUCUUGAGUUGGCAUUGCCAUCUGUAUAGUGAAAGAGCAAAUGUAUCUCCCAUUAUUCUACCGUAACAUCUGGCACAGGAAUGAGAAAAGCGUUGGGUGCACGCUUGAUGAAUUUACAGCACACCCAAGUGGAACCCCCAACUGCUUCAUCAAGUGAAUUUUCAGCAAUGGCUGUUAUAUGUUUGUAGAUCCAGGAGAGGGAAUCCCAUAAAAAAUUUCUGGUUUUUUAAUUUCUCUUCGUAUUUUCCCCAGUUCAAAAAGGGUUGCUACUUGAGGAAAAUGAAACAGUAGUAUAUUUUAGUUUCAUCUUCUUUUUCUAGAACAGUGUGGGAAAUUUCAGAUUCCCAUGCUAGAAAUAAUUACUUAAUCAUUUAUAAAAGCUACAUAGCGUUCAUUACCAAUAGAGAGUAAAUGCGUAUUCAUGAGAGUUUUCAGCACUGACUGCUUCAUUAUCUAAAGCAAUGUGGUAUUGUGUACUACAGAACUGAUUGAAAAUGUACAGUAUAUGACAAAACAUUAAAGAGACAUGGAUAUAAACUCUA